Molecule: messenger RNA, 716 nt
Organism: Triticum dicoccoides
Lineage: Eukaryota; Viridiplantae; Streptophyta; Magnoliopsida; Poales; Poaceae
Exons: 4
Coding region: 240-533 (97 amino acids)
Source: RefSeq, a predicted model, not a curated record
UUUCCUCCAAGAAAGAAACGAAAACUCCGGUAAAAAAAAACAGAGAGAAAGAAACGGAAACCACAGCCGGCCGAAGCCUCCGCUGCCCCACCGCCGGUACAGGAGCCAAGCAGCAACGCCGCCGCCCGGAGCUACGCCGGCGACGAAUCCAUAGGCAGAACAGGGCAUCAACAUUGUCAAUUGGAGAGGCUUGGAGCUGCUUUGGCAUCCACAGUAGAGCAAACACAAGAAGUAUCGACAUGGAUUCCAGCAAUGCACAGUCUGAAGGUUCUCAGCCACCUGUUCCUCCUAAAAACCCUACCAUGUCGUCGUGCCGGAAGAAGAAAACCGAUGAUGAUGCCACCUUCCUCGAAGACGUGAAAGAGCACAUUGACGAGUUCAUCCAUGCCUCCAUGGACGAGCACAAGACCUGCUUCAAGAAGACCAUCCAGAAGAUGUUCGGGAUGUCGAAGGCUGUUGCGGAGCGGUCCGCUGCAGCAAAGGAAGCUGAAGUCGAAAGCGCUUUGCCUCUUAAGACCAGUGUGUCCCAGUAGGAGGUUGCAUUGGUGGUGGCUGGCCGGUUCUUGCUUUCUGGUGGCCUGGUUCUUGUAUCAGCAAUCUAGCUAGUGUUUUUUUCCUACUAUUGCUGUGUGGUCACUAUAUAUUUUUCUGUAAGAAAUGUUGAGUGAUAUUAACAUGAGUAUAACAUGAGACUGGAGCACUGGCAGGUUUUGCUA